UGAAGUUUAGCGAUUUCAAUCGAAUGCACGAUUACGCCAGUCAUUUUCUCGGACACUCUACUCACCAGUGUGUGUGUAUACCCGGUUAUAUCCGACGAUGAGAUGUUAGAUGCCAUUAGCGUAGGUCCUUAUACAUUUUAAGUUACCCAGUUGAGUCAUAUUCAAUAUGAAUUUGCACAACAUGUUUAGCCUCAAACGAUACUGUAUAUGUAUUUGUUUGCAAUACCCAUUGCAUAUCAAAUGAACCAAAAUUAAAAGUGGAAGUGUACCGUUCCUUCUUAGAACUAUAACGUGACGCACAUGUACGUUGUGGCAGAGGAGUUUUUCACAUCCAUUGGACUCAAGAAGAUGCCGGACACAUUUUGGACGCACUCCAUGCUAAAGAGGCCGCCAGACCGUGACGUCGUGUCAUGCCUCCGCCUGGGACAUGAACAACGGAACUGACUUCCGGAUCAAGCAGUGCACGAUUGUAACAGGGGACCAAUUCAACACCGUUCAUCACGAAAUGGGCCACGUACAGUACUAUCUCGAGUACAUCAACCAGCCCUACCUUUACAGGAGGGGCGCUAACCCAGGAUUCCACGAGGGGGUAGCAGACAUUGCAAGUUUGUCGUUCCAAACACCAGAACAUUUACAAGAGACAGGAUUGAUUUAGGAUCUUCCAAGCGGAAAUGAGGGUGAUAUCAACUUCCUGUUCCAAAUGGCGUUACGCAAGGUGGCGUUUCUUCCAUUCGGCUACCUGAUUGAUCAGUGGCGGUGGAGUGUUUAUAGAGGUCAGACCACGCCCGCCAAUUACAACACUGAGUGGUGGAAACUCAGAUGUCAGUAUCAGGGAGUUUCUCCGCCCGUGGAGCGAUCCGAAGAUGACUUUGACCCCGGGGCAAAAUAUCACAUCGCAUCAAAUACCCCCUACAUCAGUUAUUUCGUGAGUUUCGUGCUCCAGUUCCAGUGGCACCAGGCGCUGUGUGAGUUGAUAGGGAAGGCAGAACCACUACAUCGCUGUGAUAUCUACCGGAACAUCACCGCAGGAAAUAGACUCAAAGAGAUGCUACAGAUGGGCGCCUCCAAGCAAUGGGCUGAGACUUUGUUCACGCUGACCAAAGGGACUUCUGGUGAAACCAGGAAACUGAGCGUAGCCCCGCUACUCAGUUACUUCAAGCCCCUGCAGGAAUGGUAGACGCAACGAAACGUUGAGGCAAGUGAUACUCAAAUCUGGGACAAAACCUCGUGUCCACCGGGCUCAUUCCGAACUUCCGGCGGCAUAUAAUUGACUUUUAAGACUUAGGUUAAAUACAUGUUCUAACAAUUGUCGUCCGUUCGUCCAAUAAAAAGUAAACACGUUAUGUAAACAAUUCAAGCAGACGGCGUUACACAUUUGUGUACAGACUUAACGAAUAUAUUUUGGCAAUCUAUGCAACAAUGUGUAAUUUUGAUGUGAUAUAAACAUUGAAGUAUUUAGAAUUUCAUUUUCAUUUAGUUUUAUAAAUAUCUUAAUCCAUAGUUUAGCAG
Messenger RNA from Mya arenaria, 1509 nucleotides. RefSeq names its product angiotensin-converting enzyme-like. Gene Ontology annotation, cellular component: membrane. The record is from RefSeq and is a predicted model, not a curated record. Gene Ontology annotation, biological process: proteolysis. NCBI's taxonomy places the organism in Eukaryota, Metazoa, Mollusca, Bivalvia, Myida, Myidae. The transcript is spliced from 9 exons. Gene Ontology annotation, molecular function: peptidyl-dipeptidase activity; metallopeptidase activity.